AUGUCGUUACGAUUGCCAGAUGAUCCUCAAAAGUACACAUCUAGACGUUCUACAUCUUCUUUGACUAAUUCUUCUCAAAAAGCGCCGGUUGUCAAUGUUUUUGUUAUUGAAAUUGGCGAAAGGUUAACUCGGUAAGUAAGAUAUACCAUUAAUACAGUUUUAUAUAUUAUAUCUGUGAUAAUUUGAAUUGGGCUGAUUUUGUUAUUCUAAAAUUUUUUUAACUAUUCAUUUUAGGUAUCUUUCAUUAAUGACUUUUUUCAGAGUUGGAUUUGCUGGUGAACUACACCCUCGAGAAAUCUUCAGAACCGAGUACAUAGACUCCUUAAGGCCUUUCCAAAAAUGUCAAAUUGCUCAGAAAAACAAAGAUCAAGCUUCACAAGACAAAAUACUUGCGGGGUUCUUGAAGAACAUUAUGUUUAGGUAACAAAUCUUUUUCUUAUUAAUAUUAAAUUUUAGAAAACUAUUCAAAAGUGUGAACAACUUGAAUGUGGUGAUAUUGGAGAACUUGUUCUUGCCUUACGAGUACCGAGACACUUUUGGUCGUGUUUUAUUUGAGAAUCCUUCUUUCGGUGUUUCUGGAGUAGCCUUUGUACCUUCUCCUUUAAUGCAAACAAUCGCUUUCAACGUCAAGUCAGCGUUGAUUGUUGAUCUUGGAGUUAAAGAAGCUGUGGUUACACCUGUUUAUGAGCAUGUUGUAAUGGCGGUCAAUUCUAAUACAACUACUUUGUCAACAUUUGCUGUAGAAAGAGAUAUCAGAGACUUGGUCAAGAAGUUGGGGAAGGUGAGAAAGUCUGAUGGGGAAGAACGAGGGCUGACUGAAGAGGACAUGAAGAUGUUCGAUGAUAAUAAUAUGGCAGAAGACAUCUUGUUUAGAUUCUGUUUUGUGGCAAAGAGAGAACGAGGGUUACAACUACAGAAUGAAGGUAACAUAUUAUUUUUUUCACGAUAUUUCAGAUAGACAACUUAUUUUUAAUUAUAUAUUUUAGAAGUUGAAAGUGAUUUAUACCCUCCAGAUGUGCUUUUAUCCUUCGGAUGUGAUAAAUUACUUGUGCCAGGUUUAAUACGGUAUGGUUUUUAUAUGUUGUUAAAUUUUAAAAUGAACGAUUUUUUAUUAAAUAAUAAUUUAAUUUGCUUGUUUUAGUGAAAAAGCGACAGAAGUAUUGUUUUCGAAUUCAGAAAAGGAGUUUUCCUUACAAGAAACUAUUGCGGAAUGUAUUCGUGGAUUAAACAUAGAUCUGAAGAGGUCAUUGUUAAGUGGGAUACUAGUUGUUGGAGGUCUAGCUAACACUCGUGGGAUGUUGUACAGAUUAAAAGAGGAGAUUGCUGAUAUUAUUCAGAAAGAUGAGUGUUUAAAGACGUUAGGGGAAGCAGGUUUCUAUCAGCAAAAGGAUCAGCCCAACUACAGUUUGUAUUCUGCUUGGGUGGGAGGUGAGUUACAUUUCGGGUUUAUAACACUUUUGUCCUUUGUACUGCUGAUAUGUAUUGUAAAUUACUUGUUUUAUGUUUUUUUUACUUUUAAGACCAAUUGAACUUAAACUUGUCUAUUUCAUUGUUUUUUAGCUAGUUUAUUUGGCUCAGCAGAUGCUAUAACAUCGAGAAUGACAACAAAAGCAGAUUGGGAGAAGAACCGACACGUACCAGACUGGACUAAUAUCAGUGCAUUGGAAGAACCAGCUUCAGAAGUCAAGUGUAAGGUCUCUGAAGUUACAGUAGACUUACCUUGGGAACAGUUGAAGGUCGAGGCUUGA
Molecule: messenger RNA, 1748 nt
Organism: Bursaphelenchus okinawaensis
Lineage: Eukaryota; Metazoa; Nematoda; Chromadorea; Rhabditida; Aphelenchoididae
Source: the annotation of a GenBank genome assembly